UGAUCAGUUUUAUAAAAGGGUGGUCUCUCUCUCCAUUCAGCCUGCGCUUUGCUGGACAUACAGUGAACCAGAAGUUCACCAUGAUGAAGGCAGCCCUGGGUAUCUGGAUCCUAUCGGCAGUGAUCUGCGUAGGAAGAGGUCAUCACCAUGCCGGUCAUGCCAGCGUCGAAGAUCAUGCAGGCCAAGAAACUGCAGCUGACAGCAGCCACAACAGCGUCUCAUUGGUGACUGCAGCAAACAAAGAGUUUGCCUUCCGUCUGUACAGGAAGUUAGCAGCUCAUGCCGACUCACAAGGCAAGAACAUCUUCUUCUCCCCUGUUAGUGUGUCUGUUGCCUUGGCUGCUUUGUCCGUAGGAGCACGAGAGGAGACCCACCGGCAGCUUUUCAGUGGUCUGGGUUUCAACAACACCCUGCUGACCCAGUCAGAUGUAGAUCAGGUGUUUAAGAUCCUCCUCCAAAGGGAAAGCAAGGCAUCUAAUGAAGACCUCAGUGAGGGGACGGCUGUAUUUGUGGACAACCGCUUCAAGCCACGACCUGAGUUCCUGGAGACCUUGAAGCAGUCCUACUUUGCAGAGGGGUUCAAUGUUGACUUCACCAAAACCACAGACAGUGCCAAUACCAUCAAUAAGUACGUGGAGGAGAAGACCAAUGGAAAGAUAGACAAGCUGGUCGACAACCUGGAUCCAAGCACAGUCAUGUAUCUCAUCAGCUACAUCUACUACAAAGGAAAGUGGGCAACUCCAUUUGACCCAAAGCUCACUAAGGAGGACAUGUUCAGGGUGGAUGGCAACACAAAGGUUCCAGUCCAGAUGAUGAAUAUGGAGGAGCGUGUUGAUACGUAUUAUGAUCAGGCAAUUAACACAACGGUCCUCCACCUGCCCUUCAACAACUCCUACUCCAUGCUGCUGAUGUUGCCCGAUGAUAUGGCAACACUGGAGAACACCAUCUGCCCAGGUCAUGUCACCAGAUGGUUGAAGUCUUUGCUGUCCAGAAAACGUGACGUAUAUCUUCCAAAGUUCUCCAUCAAGACUUCCUACACCCUGGACAGUGUGUUGACUGAAAUGGGAAUGACAGACAUGUUUGGUGAUCGUGCAGAUUUGAGUGGCAUUGCAGAGGGGCAAAAACUGACAGUCUCAGAGGUUGUGCACCAAGCUGCCCUGGAUGUCGAUGAAGCCGGAGCCACCGCUGCAGCUGCUACAGGGAUCGGCAUCAUGCUUACGUCCGUAAUGCAUAUCCCUAUCAUGAGGUUCGAUCGUCCCUUUAUGGUUGUCGUCACUGAACGCAGCACAGAAAACAUCCUCUUUAUGGGAAAGAUUGUCAACCCAAACAUCUGAUGUAACAAACACUUUUUGCAGAAGUACAGCUUGCAUCACCUAUAAAACACUCAGAAAACA
Messenger RNA from Scatophagus argus, 1394 nucleotides. Its product is annotated as serpin A3-5-like. The record is from RefSeq and is a predicted model, not a curated record. The transcript is spliced from 6 exons. Gene Ontology annotation, molecular function: serine-type endopeptidase inhibitor activity. Lineage: Eukaryota; Metazoa; Chordata; Actinopteri; Scatophagidae. Gene Ontology annotation, biological process: negative regulation of endopeptidase activity. The coding region runs from base 81 to 1334 and encodes 417 amino acids.